GAACGCGUAGAGCUAUCAAGUUGAAAUUCAUAUCAAAUGCAGGUUUGUACGGAACCCUCGGUGCGCGAGUCCGACUCGCACUUGGCCGGUUUUUUAUCAAAAAAUUCCUAUUCAACAAACAUAUCGAUAACGGUAAAUUAAAACUGUGUAUACAUACGAGUACUUACGUCAAUAAAUUAUAAUAUUAAUCUUGUAUUGACGAUGAUUGAUGAUGAUUGAUGAUAAUUGAUAAGUUUGCCGUUCUAAGAAAGGGAUCUGGAGCAAAAAUGCGCAUGAUAAGGAGCGUCGGGCCCGAGCUGACAUACAAGAAGUUCGUGGACAACAACGAUGUGGUGUUAGCGGCGGAGCGCAUGGUCCGCGAGGCUCCGGACGUGUCUCGCCUGCAGUAUCUUGCUCCAAAGACGGCGCAGAAUCGCAGCCUGGUCGCGCUCGAGCUGCAGAGUGAUAUGCUGAGCACGAAACCUGGGAUUCUUGUCAUAGCUGCGCUAAAUGGAAUGGCAUGGGGAGCGCCAAAUGCAGUUCUUGAGUUAGCGGAAAAGCUUCUGUACGAUACUAAUUAUCAGUCACCCUUCUUCAAUGACUACGAUUGGUAUUUAAUCCCAAUGGCAAAUCCCGAUGGUUUAAACUUUACGCAAAGCCAACGCCAUCUGCCGCCACUAAAUGCUAAGGAAUGGGCUGUUAAUCUAACGGCCAGAGCCACGACCCGCGCUGACGAAUGGCACAAGAACGUAGACACCGGAAGAAGCGCGCACUCAUGCUUUGGUACUAAUAUCAAUCGAAAUUUCGCAUUUCAUUGGCAAGAUGACGUCAGCAAGUCCCCCGAUCGUUGCUCGCAAUGGUUCCCAGGCGAUCGGCCGUUCUCUACAAACGAAGCUCGAGCUAUACGGAAGUACGUUGACGGACUGGGUGAAACCAUUCAGCUGGCCGUACAUCUACACGCGAGUUUUGUACCAAAGAAGGAGUACAUGGUAUAUCCGUGGCGCUAUACGCUGCGGAUGCCAAGCAACCAUUAUACUCUGCAAGAUAUCGGAGAAUAUGCGGCCAGGUUAUCACGUCAGCCUGAUGGAAGAGUAUAUGAGGUCCACCAGAGUAGCAACGAUGGACGCGUGGCGGGCUCAGUGAUAGACUACUUAUCCGGCGUGGUGGGGACCGACCUAGUGUACCUGCUCAAGCCUUACCACAAGAAGUUUCCCGACUACAAGGAUGUAAAUCACCUCAAAGCGUACGUGGACAAAUCUACGUCGGCCAUCCUGAGUUUGGUCCGCGGCUGGCGUCGAAGCACUAAACAAAACACGCUCACCUUCUUCGGUGUUGAUGUUGAAUUCUAGACAAAAAAUAUUUUAUAAUAAAUGACACUAUCGUUUUAAUGUAGUAUCAAUAAAAUUAUAUU
Molecule: messenger RNA, 1390 nt
Organism: Leguminivora glycinivorella
Lineage: Eukaryota; Metazoa; Arthropoda; Insecta; Lepidoptera; Tortricidae
Product: carboxypeptidase B-like
Exons: 8
Coding region: 219-1328 (369 amino acids)
Biological process (GO): proteolysis
Molecular function (GO): metallocarboxypeptidase activity; zinc ion binding
Source: RefSeq, a predicted model, not a curated record